Molecule: messenger RNA, 5194 nt
Organism: Sarcophilus harrisii (Tasmanian devil)
Lineage: Eukaryota; Metazoa; Chordata; Mammalia; Dasyuromorphia; Dasyuridae
Gene: TADA2B
Product: transcriptional adaptor 2B
Exons: 2
Coding region: 49-1563 (504 amino acids)
Biological process (GO): chromatin remodeling; regulation of transcription by RNA polymerase II
Cellular component (GO): SAGA-type complex; nucleus
Molecular function (GO): chromatin binding; transcription coactivator activity; zinc ion binding
Source: RefSeq, a predicted model, not a curated record
GGGUUUCACGCUUGCGCCGGGCCCUGAUUGGUGCCGAGCGCCUGCGCGAUGCGCAGGAGGGAAGACGGCGGCCUGACGGGGUCGGAUGGCGCCUGCGUAUUGAGACGAGACAUUCGGCUGGCUGGCUCCGGCGGCUCCUGGGCCUUGGCCGUAGCAGCAGCGGUGGCGGCUCCGGCAGCCGCGGCGGGCGGCGGCGGCGGCGGCGGCGGUUGUUCAUCCCAUCCGCCCUCGUCCGCCGGGGGAAGUGGCGGCGUCUCGGUCGGCGGCGUCGGCGGGAGCGUCGCGGGCGAGCGGGGGAAGAUGGCGGAGCUGGGCAAGAAGUACUGUGUGUACUGCCUGGCCGAGGUGAGCCCGCUGCGCUUCCGCUGCACCGAGUGCCAGGACAUCGAGCUGUGCCCCGAGUGCUUCUCGGCUGGCGCCGAGAUCGGCCACCACCGGCGCUGGCACGGCUACCAGCUGGUGGACGGCGGCCGCUUCACGCUGUGGGGGCCCGAGGCCGAGGGCGGCUGGACCAGCCGGGAGGAGCAGCUUCUGCUUGAUGCCAUCGAGCAGUUCGGCUUCGGCAACUGGGAAGACAUGGCUGCUCAUGUUGGGGCUUCUCGGACACCUCAAGAAGUGAUGGAGCACUAUGUAAGCAUGUACAUCCAUGGAAAUCUUGGAAAAGCCUGCAUCCCUGACACCAUCCCAAAUAGGGUGACAGAUCAUACAUGCCCCAGUGGAGGACCCUUGUCUCCUAGUUUGACAACACCCUUGCCUCCUUUAGAUAUAACUGUUGCUGAACAGCAACAAUUAGGGUAUAUGCCACUUCGGGAUGACUAUGAGAUUGAAUAUGACCAAGAUGCUGAGACUUUGAUUAGUGGACUUUCAGUAAACUAUGAUGAUGAUGAUGUAGAAAUAGAGCUCAAGAGAGCACAUGUGGACAUGUAUGUUAGAAAACUUAAGGAGAGGCAAAGACGAAAGAACAUUGCCAGAGACUAUAACUUAGUACCUGCCUUUUUAGGGAAAGAUAAAAAAGAUAAAGAAAAGUCAAUGAAACGUAAAAUUACAAAAGAUGAGAAGGAGAUACGGGUGAAACUGAGGCCUUUGUACCAGUUUAUGUCCUGUAAAGAAUUUGAUGACUUCUUUGAAAACAUUCACAAAGAAAAGAUGCUCCGAACAAAAAUUCGAGAACUACAACGAUACCGUCGAAAUGGAAUCACCAAAAUGGAAGAGUCGGCAGAAUAUGAAGCUGCCAGGCACAAACGGGAGAAAAGGAAAGAAAAUAAGAACAUAGCCAACUCUAAAAGAGGAAAGGAAGAUGGGAAAGAUGGGGAGUUUGCUGCAAUUGAAAACCUCCCUGGCUUUGAGCUUUUGUCUGAUAGGGAGAAGGUGCUUUGUAGUUCUUUAAAUCUGAGCCCAGCUCGUUAUCUGACUGUGAAAACAAUUAUCAUAAAAGACCACCUCCAGAAACGACAGGGCAUUCCAUCUAAAAGUCGCCUCCCUAGUUAUCUGGACAAAGUUCUCAAGAAAAGGAUUUUAAAUUUCCUCACAGAAAGUGGUUGGAUAUCUAGGGAUGCUUCCUGAAAUGAGAACACUUGGAAAGCUGAAAUGAUAUCCAAACGCUUGUGAGCCAAAAUGACUAGGGUUUUUGAAGGAAAAGGGAGAGGAAGUUAAGUUUUUUGGGUUUUUUUUUCCCCAAUGUUGCCCUAUUUAAUAUGACUUGAGGAUUUUCUUUUUAAAGUGCAAACUCUCUUGGUUCUCUGAAAGAAGCAAUAGUAGCAGUCUUCUAGUGGAUCAUGAGGGAAACUAAGAUUUUCACUUGUUAGGUAGUCUUAAAGGUAAAUACUUGGAAAUGAUCAUAUUGGCCUUAAGUAUUUAGUCAGGAUUCUGAUAUUUGGGAUAUUAUGAGAUUGGAUGAUUUCCUGGGUUUUCUUGAGAUCUUUGCCCAUGGAGAAGAAAGAGGGACUGUGAAUAAAAUUUUUAUUUUGGGUUGGCCCUGAUACUUUAGUUCUGAUGGGCAGGGACUGUUUUCAGGAUGAGCUCUCAGGUUGCAUCUUCCAUUUUUAUUUCUCACGUGCAGACAGUGCUGCCAGCCAUCUGAAGUCCUUGUUCCUUGUCAGCACUGACACAAAGCACUUUAAAAAGGAGCAGUUUGGUACAUGUUCACUGCCAGCAUCCUGAACCAAUGAGUUAUUAAAUAGGAAAUAGACUGCCUAAAAUGUGAGUGACCCAGGUAUGGUGAGGCAAUAGAGCAGCUAGGAUAGCAAAGCAUGCUGGUGCCUUAGAGACUGAGACAAAGUAGAUAGAAGAAAUGUGGUCAUUGACGAAGGAAUGCAGUCAUUGACUGGUGGCAGCAAACAGGGAUUUGUGGUUUAUCCUAUGUCCCUAAACUGAGUUUUAAAAGUAUCUUUCUUAUUCUAACUAAGGUAUACAGAUCACGACUGAUGCAGAGAAGCAUGAAUUAUUUCAGUAAAAAUUGAUGCCCUCAGUCUGUUCUGCUGUCGCCCCAUUGGUACAUUUGGGGAUAUCUUGGAAUGGUUAAUCUGAAACUUAAGGUUGCAAAAAAAGUGUUUGGAUUAUACCCCUUAGCUUCUUUUUUUCCUGCUAAACCUCUAAAUUUACCCUCAACAAGACUUAUCUGAUUACAGUUUUGCUCUAAAUACUUAAUGUCUCCUUGCAUCUAUUCGACAGUACAUAUAUGAGUUAAGGAUAAGCCUAUUCUUAUCACAUUCCAAUUAUUUUGUUUCUUUUAUUCCUCAUUGAGUACACUAUAGUUUGUUGAAAAUAUAAUUGAAUCUGGCCAAAAAGGAUUACGUUGUAAUGCCACUUUGUCAAAAUUCUAAGGGCUAUAAACUUCACAACUUUUACAUUUUAAAAAGUCAGAAAAUUCUGAUCCAACAUCUUUAUUACUAAGCAGAUUCACAGAAGAUUUAGCAGAGAGGAAGUUAAAGUGGCAUUGCUUUUACAAAACUGUUGAAACAGGAUAUAGUGUAAUAGAGUCAUUAAAAGUGUCAUGGUAUUGCCCACACCAUUUAGUCUCUCAUUCCUUACUCUAUAGUCAAAAUACAGAUUAAAUGUCUUCCCUCUCCUGUAGCCCAUUUGAUAAGUUUGGCUUUCUCAUGGACUUUUUUGCUUUGGAAACUCGAUUGUGGGCUAUCGAGUCUUUUUUUUCCCCUUGAAUAUCCAGGACCCAUGUUUUAAAUCAUGGGAGUAGGUUUUGACUACUUCAUACUUGAAUGCAUCCUCUCCCUUCCUCCCCGCCAGCUUCCCACCUUCCUCCCCUCCUCUCCACCCCCAUCCCCCCACACACUGAGUUUUGUAGAAGGAAUAGAAGUGAGAUUGUUUAUGUACUGGUAUAUUAUUGGCUUGGGAUUUCAAGAAUAGAUUUAUUUGAAAGAAAAAAACAAUCCUCAGCAUUUCUAAGGUAAGGUGAAUUAUCUAAGGUGCUUUAUCUUCUCCUUUUCAUGUAUAUUGCUUCCCUCUUCCCUUAUUCCCCUCCUGAAAAGAGUACAAUUUCAACAUUAAAUAAAACAUUUUCAAAAUAUUUAUGAUCUUAGUUAUGAGGUACAUUGCAUAUUGUUGGCAGAUAAGCUUUAAAUAUUAUUUAAGGUGAUGAUUUCUCCUUUGGCAAUAUAGAUGCUUUCUCCAAGCAAUAGUUUUUUUUUUUUUAUUAGGAUGUAAAAGAAACGGCUCUGAGGACCACAUGCAUCAUUUGUCCUGCAGGCCGUAUGCUAAGGACUGAAGCUGGUUGCUGUCCACAAUUGAACAUUGAAAGAGAGAGGGAAGAUGGUGCUAAGUUUUUACUAUUGUCUUAGCCAUUCUGGUGCCUUUAAUUCAUUCAUCUUGAGUUCUAACUGCAUCAGACACUGGCUUACUCAUAUGGUUUCUAAAUCGGUCUGAUUUUUAUAUUUAGGAUGAUUAUCAGACUUCUAGGAAGUUUGAGAAGCAAUAGGUAUUCUGUGGGUAACCCAGGCAGGCAGCUGUCAAAUGAAAAACUUUAUGCUUCAGGUUUUUUCAUCUGUAUAUAUUUUGUGAAAGCAUGAAGAAUUUAUAUAAGUUUGAAUAUUGUUUUAAAACACCAUAAUGAAUGUAUAAUUAACAGUAUGUGAAAGUAUUAACACUUAGCUAAAAGGGAAGCUCUUUGGAUUGGUUGUCUCUUAGCUCUUAACCCUUCCUAGCUUGUAGCAUUAUAUUUAUCCUUAACCUUGGCUGUUACUUCAGAUCCAUUUAAACAUUUAUAUCAUCUCAUGAUUAAAAAUUAUUUAUUAGACUCCCACUAAAGUUUAUUCUUCAAAACUGAAAGUUAUUUAUAUACAUGUUAGUUAUAUGGAUCAAGUUUUAUAGCUAAAGAAUGAUCUUGAAGUUGUUCCACUUAGUUGCCAGUACUUAGAAGGUACAAUUUAAAUUCCCACCCCCCUCUACCCCCCCUUAGGUCUUUUUCCUAAGCUUUUUUUUAAAAAAAUCAUAUUCUUCAUUUAAAACAUUUUCCCUGGAAACUGAAGCCAAGAUUACUACAUCACCAUAAAGGUGCUUCUACACUCAGCUAUUAGUCAUAGACCUGUGUGAGAACUUGAAUGUAGAUAAAAUUGUAGUCCAAGCCCUGAUUUAAAAAAAACCGAUUUUAUUUGUGAAAUGAGAAAGAGAAUGUUUGUAUUCCUUCCUACUACUUCUUCCCCCAACCCCAGCCUUUUAAAUCUUGUUUUCAUGCAUUUUUUCAGAGUUGCAUGUUCUGGGUCAUGGCCAUAGGAAGGUAUAUUCAAGUAAUGCAUGCAUUGCUCCAGUCAAGAGGUAACAGCCCCCAAAAGCUUUUUGGACACUUAUUUAAAUUUGACAUGUUAGUGCCAAACUGAAACUUUUUCAGUCCUUCAGUGAAGUGUUUCCGUUACUAGAAAAAACCCCUAAGUUGGGCUAGGUAUCUCUGUAGGUACAGUCCAGAACUUCAGCCAGUGAAAGAACUGCUUCUCAUUGAGCCAGUCUGCAGUAUUCCAAGAUGGCCUAUGAAGGUUUCACACAACAUAUUUGUGAUAAAACUACAAGUCAUAUUUUGUUACUUUUCUGAAGUGUUUGAUGUUUUGGCAGUGUCCGUACUGUACAACUCAUCCAUGAUGCAAUUAUGCAAAAUCCAAAUAACUUGUUGUGAAUAGAAAAGUUGAAAAGGUCAUUGUUUAAUUUUCCAGUGUAAAUAUGUAUAUAAUUAAAGUGAUUUGUUUUCAUA